Striga asiatica is the source of this 834-nucleotide messenger RNA. The record is from the annotation of a GenBank genome assembly. Lineage: Eukaryota; Viridiplantae; Streptophyta; Magnoliopsida; Lamiales; Orobanchaceae.
ACUUUCGCCAUCCAACCGACUCCAAAGCGGAAAACUGAAGAGGAUUCAAACCCCCAACCCAAAAACACACGGGUCGAGAAAACUCCCCCUACGGCUAACUCGGCCCAGACCGACGGACCUGAAGCCUCCCCCAAGAGACCACCACAAAUAACUCCGAGAGACCAGAACCAAAUACAAGAAGACAGAACACGAAGUCCUGACCUCGGCCAACAAUCGCACACGGCUACAAGCCCCAACCCACGCCCCACCCAAGAACCAGCGACCAACAACCACCGCCAUAGCAUCCGCACAAGGAUGAGACCACUCGACAUCUGGGAUCGAGCAACCAAACCGGAGUCAUCGGGGAGACGAGAGUCGAAGACAACCUCCCGAGUCAGACCUCUGUCCCAGCGCAAACCUAUCCACUCCCUCCACCAAGAGCCGGCUGACCGAAUAACGCGCCCCGAACCCCCACCGUUUUCACCUCACCACAAAACCGACAGAAUCCCCCACAAAACCAACAGAAACCCCAAAGGCACAAAGCGAAAGAGAGCAUCCGGUGGCGGACACUCCCCGUCUCAACCCCAGGAGGAGAUGGAGGAAAAGAAGAAGCAAAGGCCGGCGAACCCGACCAAUCUACAGCGCCCAUCACCCCGUCAAAAAACCGCCACCAAAACAGCCGACGAGCUUGCCCAAGGACGGCAAGGGGGUGAGGGCUGCGCUGGAAGGAACGUCUCUACGAAGGCGCCAGAGCACAGCCGGGAGGAGGCAACUCAAAAUAGAUCAAAAGAGGCGAGCUACUACAGUAGUUGGGGGAUUAGGGAUAUUGGGAACGAAGAGCUGUCUGUGAAUGCU